UCCAUCCCCGCCGUUUUGCCGCCGCCAUGGAUGUGAAGAGGCUGAAGGUGACCGAGCUACGGGCCGAGCUGGGCCGCCGAGGCUUAGAUGCCCGUGGGUUGAAGGUGGAGCUGGCGCAGAGGCUUCAAGAAGCUUUGGACGCCGAGAUGUUGGCGGCUGGGCCCGAAGAAGGAGGAGGAGGAGGAGGAGGAGGAGGCUCUACCGGGGAAGCUGGGCCGGCGGGAGGCCCUGCUGCUCACCCCCACGGCGAGGAGGAGGAAGAGGAGGAGGAGGAAGACGAGGAAGAGGAGGAAGAAGAGGAGGAGGAAGACGAGGAAGCGCUGCUGGCUGACGAGGAAGAGGCAAGCGGGGCCUCGGGAGGAAUAACCGGGGCCUCGGCUGGGUUAACCGGAGCCACGGGAGGAAUAAGCGGAGCCGCGGCUGCCAUCAGCGGUGCCCCGGGAGGAAUAUCGGUUGGGAUAAGCGGUGUUUCCGGAGGAAUUACCGGAGCCGCGGGAGGAAUAAGCGGUGUCUCGGUUGGGAUAAGCGGUGCCACGGCGGGAAUAGCGGCUCCAGGCGGGGUGGAAGCAGCGCGUCCCGGUCCCGCCGAGGAAGAAGAGGAGGAGGAGGAGGAGGAAGAAGAAGAGGAGGAGGAAGAACCGGUGGAGGAAACAGCGGCCGCGGAGGAGAAGAAGCAAGCGCCGUCGCAGGAGCAACCGGGGGCGGAAGGGGAGCCCCGAGCUGAGCCCGGAGGGACCGAGGGCGGCGUUAACGGGGCCGAGAGGCCGCAGGAGGAGGCGCCCAGCGGGGACGAAGCCGCUGCCGUUGAGGCCAAGGACGAAGGAGCCCAGGCCGCCGACGAGGACGACAAAUCCAAACCGGCCGGCUCCGACGGCGAGCGGAGAGGCGUCAAACGGCAGCGGGAUGAGAAGGACGAGCACGGCCGGGCCUACUAUGAAUUCCGCGAGGAGGCCUACAACAGCCGAUCCAAGUCCCCUCCGCCACCGGAGGAAGAACCCAGGGAAGGGGAAGACGAUGAAUCCGUCGUCAUCCUGGAUACUUAUACUUCGGAUCUCCACUUCAAAGCCAGCAGGGAUCGCUACGGGGGACAACCGCUCUUCUCCGAGAAAUUCCCUGCCCUCUGGUCCGGAGCCCGGAGCACUCACGGAGUCACCAAGGGGAAAAUCUGCUUCGAGGCCAAGGUGACGCAGUAUCUCCCGGUGAAGGAGGGAUGCACGGAGGUUCCUCUUUUCCGCGUCGGAUGGUCCGUGGAUUUCUCCCGCUCGCAAUUGGGCGAAGACGAGUUUUCCUACGGCUACGACAGCCGAGGUUUAAAGGUGGAAAACGGACACUUUGAGGAGUUCGGAGAAAACUUCGGAGAAAACGACGUCAUCGGAUGCUUCGCGAACUUCGAAGGCGAAGCGGUGGUGGAACUUUCCUUUUCCAAGAACGGCGAAGAGUUGGGAACGGCAUUCCGGAUUCCGAAGGAUUCCUUGGGAGAACGAGCGCUGCUCCCGCACGUCCUCUGUAAGAGCUGUGUGGUGGAGCUCAACUUCGGGCAGAAGGAAGAGCCCUUCUUUCCGGCGCCGUCGGAAUUCGUCUUCAUCCACGCCGUUCCCGCGGAAGAGCGCAUCCGUACUCCGCUUCCGCCCAAAUCCAUAGAGGAAUGCGAGGUGUUGUUGAUGGUCGGACUUCCGGGUUCCGGGAAAACCCAAUGGGCGGAAAAGCAGAGUCAGGAAAACCGGGAGAAGCGCUAUAAUAUCCUGGGAACAGAGACGGUGCUGCAUCAGCUGCGGGCGAAAGGCCCGGAAGCGGAAGAAUUGGAUGCCAAGAGCCGGGAUCUGCUGGCCCAGCAGGCGGCUCAGUGCCUUAGCAAGCUGGUCCAGAUCGCGCCCCGAGCCAAGCGGAAUUUCAUCCUCGACCAGUGCAACGUUUAUAAUUCCGGGCAACGCCGGAAGCUUUUGGCCUUCAAAGGUUUCUCCCGGAAAGUGGUGGUUAUCGUUCCGACGGAUGAGGAUUGGAAAAAAAGGUUGGAAUUACGGAAGGAAGCGGAAGGAGAUGACGUUCCGGAGUCGGUGAUGUUGGAAAUGAAAGCGAAUUAUUCCCUUCCGGAAAAGAACGAUUAUUUGGAUGAAGUGAUUUACGGAGAACUCCAGAAGGAAGAGGCGCAACCGUUGGUCACCAAAUACAAGGAAGAAGCCCGGAAGUUGCUUCCGCCUUCGGAAAAGCGAGCGAACCGCCGCAACAACCGCAACAAACGCAACCGCCAGAACCGCAACCGCGGGCAGGGAUACGUGGGCGGACAACGCCGCGGCUACGACAACCGCGUGUACGGACAGCAGCAGUACUGGGGGCAGCCCGGGAACAGAGGGGGUUACCGGAAUUUCUACGACCGCUACCGAGGCGAUUACGACCGUUUCUACGGCCGCGAUUACGACUACAACCGCUACCGCGAUUACUACCGACAGUACAACCGGGAGUGGCAGAAUUACUACCAGGACAGGGAUCGGUACUACAGGAAUUACUACGGAUACCAAGGCUACCGGUGAAUCCCCCGCCGCAUCCCGAAAUCCGGCCGGGAAUUGGGAAUUUGGGAAAA
Molecule: messenger RNA, 2578 nt
Organism: Cuculus canorus (common cuckoo)
Lineage: Eukaryota; Metazoa; Chordata; Aves; Cuculiformes; Cuculidae
Gene: HNRNPUL2
Product: heterogeneous nuclear ribonucleoprotein U like 2
Exons: 14
Coding region: 27-2528 (833 amino acids)
Cellular component (GO): membrane
Molecular function (GO): protein binding
Source: RefSeq, a predicted model, not a curated record